This is a messenger RNA of Penaeus monodon (black tiger shrimp), 722 nucleotides long. Its product is annotated as protein TIC 214-like. The transcript has 2 exons. NCBI's taxonomy places the organism in Eukaryota, Metazoa, Arthropoda, Malacostraca, Decapoda, Penaeidae. The record is from RefSeq and is a predicted model, not a curated record. The coding region runs from base 1 to 447 and encodes 148 amino acids.
AUGACCCUCCACCGCCACCACAUCUCUAAAAACUCUCCUGAAGAUUCUGAAAGGCCCCCUUGGCCCUUAUCACACUCACAUCACCAUCCACUUCAACGUCCACUGUCCACUUCAGCGCCCACCCCAAAAUCCACCUCUACAUCCACCUCACCGCCCACCUCAACAUCCACAUCAGCGCCCACCUCAACAUCCACAUCAGCGCCCACCUCAACAUCCACAUCAGCGCCCACCUCAACAUCCACAUCAGCGGCGCCCAGCUCAACAUCCACAUCAGCGCCCACCUCAACAUCCACAUCAGCGCCCACCUCAACAUCCACCUCAGCGCCCACCUCAACAUCCACAUCAGCGCCCACCUCAACAUCCACAUCAGCGCCCACCUCAACAUCCACAUCAGCGGCGCCCAGCUCAACAUCCAUCUCAUCCUCCACUUUGGCGCCCACUACCUAACCACUUCAGCGGCGAUUUCCAUGCUAAAGUUUGAAACCGGAAUGCAUGACGAACGCGCUUGGACCCCGUCUAAGAACGAGGUCCCUCCACCCACGUAAUAUAAUUCUCUCACUCUUCCUCAUUUUCCUCCACCUGUAUAGAGUUACGUCCUAAUUUCUCUUUUUUCUUCCCAGUUCAUAUUUAUCGUCUUCGUACCUCCUCAUUUUCCCUCCAUCCACUCAAUACAAUGAUCUAAUUAUUCCCCAUCUUUCUUUCUUUUGGUAUCACUUCUCCCU